UUUUACCUGAGUUCUUUGCUGGUUGCCCUGAAGGGGAGUGAGGUUGGUGCUUGUUGCUUGACUGGCUGGCUGGUUGGUUGGUUAGCACCGAGGCCAUGGUCAAAGCAGACCCGGCUAGUACAGUGGAGUGCUUCGAGCUGUUAGGAGCUCGCUGCGGUUGCAGUGUGCGAGUGAGUACGAGCGGACAUACAUUCAUGACAAAACUGAAUUUGUUGUGCGAUCAGUGGCAGGAUCUUAAUGCGGUGCGGAUACAUUUACAGCGACCGACACCCGGUGCUGUCAGAUUUAAUGAGUGAGUUGAGUGGUGGUUCGUACGUGAAGCGCUGCGGGUCGCUACGCACCGUCCGUCGCGACGCGUCUAUGGAGCCCCAACUCCAUCUAUGGCCAGUUCUCGUGGCACAGUGUUAAUGUGGUGAAACUCGAUAGAAAGAGUGAAACAUAAUAUGUGAUGAAUAAUAUUAAAAAGAUUGGAGAGGAAAUAACGGUAGAGAGUAAUUAUGUAAACAAGCGAUUGCCACGUACCUAAUAAUAUUAGUCACAAUGCAAGUCAGUCCGGUGGUGUUUACGGUGCUGCUAGGCGCCAUCUUUGGUGUUCUCUCAGCGUCGCUAAGUAAAGCGCUGAGAUAUCAGGCGCCUGAUGAGUGUAAGUGGGUGGUGCUUAAUACGAACGGCGGCAAAGGUGAUUUCUCGGGUACGGGUGGAAGCGAAGGGGGCUUCGAUGAAGAUGUCGCUCUUGUUUGUCGGUUAAGAACAAUUAACAGUGAACUGGAGAACACAAAUUUCAGCGUGAUACAGCCCCAGCACACGGUCCGACUGAGGCUUGAGUGCAGUGACAUUUUGUUUUUUCAGAGUUCACUUAGCUCAGGUAGUUUUAGACCUUUGGUGGAACUCAAGGAUCUUGCCAUCGAGUACUGUAAAAUCGGAAACCUCUCAGCAGGUGCGUUUAGAGGGCUCCGUGAACUGCGCAACCUCACGGUGCGCACACACAACACGGACUGGUCUGCAAUGACACUUGAAGUGGACCCUGACGCUUUCACCGAGGACUUAGGACUUCUGGAACGACUGGAUCUCGGCGAGAAUAACAUGUGGAGUCUUCCUGAUGGAGUGUUCUGCCCACUACACAGCCUAGAAUCACUUAAUUUGACUAGAAAUCGACUUCGCGAUGUGGUUGGGUUCCGGUUCGCUAGUACAGUCUCCUCAAACCUCAAUCCCUCCCAGCGCUGUGGUGGUAACCUGAAGAUCCUCGACCUCUCCAACAACAGUAUCGAUUCACUUCCUCCUGCAGCAUUUUCCGGCUUGUCACGACUACACAAGUUAAAUCUACAGGGAAAUGGGAUGUCGUUUCUUGCAGACAGGUGUUUGGAAGGACUCACCUCACUCACUAUACUUCGUCUCGCAGACAACAAGCUAGUCAGUCUCCCACCCGAACUGUUUGCAGAUACUCGUGAUAUAAAGGAGGUGUACCUGCAAAACAAUUCCAUCAAUGUCUUGGCUCCGGGAUUGUUCAACGACCUAACACAACUCCUUGUACUUGACUUAUCAAAAAAUGAACUAACAGCGGAGUGGGUGAAUACUGCUACGUUUACAGGGUUGGUACGCCUUGUAGUGCUGGAUCUGUCUCACAAUCGCAUAGCCAAGAUGGAACCGGCUGUGUUUCGGGAUCUAUACAGCAUGCAGAUAUUACGACUGGAAGAUAACCUCAUAGAAAAUAUUCCAGAGAAUACAUUUUCAUCCCUAUACAACCUGCACACUCUUAUCCUUUCCAACAAUAAAUUAGCUGUAAUCGACAGUUACACUUUCAAUGGAUUAUAUGUCCUUAGUCUACUAUCCUUAGAUAACAAUCUAAUCCAAUCGAUCCAUCCACAGGCACUAAAAAAUUCGUCCAGCCUUCAGGACUUGCACCUGAACGGCAACAAACUGUUUGAAGUUCCUACAGUACUGAACGACGUACCACUCCUCAAGACACUGGACCUUGGCGAGAAUCACAUUGCCAAUAUUGCCAACUCCAGCUUCGGCACAAUGCAACAUAUCUAUGGACUUCGUUUAACAGAAAAUAACAUUGGAAAUAUCACUAAAGGCACCUUCGAAAAAAUGUCUGCUCUUAAAAUAUUAAAUUUAUCCCGGAACAGAAUCCAGAAGGUGGAACCCGGAGCCUUCGAUGCUAAUGUUAAUCUACAGGCUAUUCGACUGGAUGGUAACCAGCUCACCGACAUCGGAUCUCUCUUCACAAAGCUUCCCAGUCUCAUAUGGCUUAAUAUAUCUGACAACCAGCUGGAAUGGUUCGAUUACGCGUUAAUUCCUACAGGACUACAGUGGCUGGACAUCCAUGCAAAUCGCAUUGCUGAGCUCGGAAAUUACUUCGAGAUUGAAAGCCAACUUCAUCUUAGUACAUUUGAUGCUAGUUCCAAUAGGCUGACAGAGAUCACCGGAAGCGCCAUUCCUGACAGCGUAGAGCUGUUAUUCCUAAAUGAUAACCUUAUCUCAAAAGUACAAUCCUACACAUUUUUCAAGAAACCGAACCUCACCCGUGUGGACCUCUUCGGCAACAAGAUAACCAGUCUAAAUCCUAAUUCGCUACGUAUAUCAGCCGUUCCUCAACUUCGUGCCCUGCCAGAGUUCUAUAUCGGUGGCAACCCCUACCAGUGUGACUGCACCAUGGAUUGGCUGCAGAGGAUUAAUGUGGAGAAUCGAGCAAGGAACCAGCCGCGGCUGAUGGACCUCGACAGCAUAUACUGCAAGCUUCUGUACAACCGCGGACGCACGUACGUCCCCCUUGUGGAGGCUGCGCCGAAUCAGUUCCUGUGUCGCUACGAGUUCCACUGCUUCGCAUUAUGCCACUGCUGUGACUUCGAUGCCUGUGACUGUGAAAUGACAUGUCCCACUAAUUGCACAUGUUACCACGAUCAAUCCUGGUCUGCUAACGUGGUGGACUGUGCUGGAGCCGGCUAUAUCGAUCGCCUACCUGAUCAAAUUCCCAUGGACGCUACCCAGUUGUACUUAGACGGCAAUGAUAUCCGGGCUAUAGGUAGUCACGCCUUUAUUGGACGCAAACGGCUCAAGAUUCUCUUCAUGAAUGCUUCAAAUAUAGAAAUAAUACACAACAGGACUUUCAACGGACUGAAAGAACUCGAGCUGCUACACGUAGAAGAUAACAGAAUCCGCGAGUUGAAGGGUUACGAGUUCGAAGGGCUGGAGGGACUACGAGAAUUGUACCUUCAAGGAAACAAAAUCACUUCCAUCCAUAACGCAACAUUUAUGCCCAUGCGGGAACUUCGGGUCCUGCAUUUAGACCACAAUCUCAUCACUCACUUCUCUGUCUGGCAGCUGUCGUCCGACCUCACAGACAUUCGUCUGUCCGCCAAUCCAUGGUCGUGUGAAUGCGGGUUCACUGAUAAGUUCCGAGAGUGGAUACAGCAUGCCGGCGAAACUAUUGGCGAUCUCUCCUCAAUUCGGUGUGUCUCCAGCAACGGAACAGAACUCGAGGACGGUAAUGUCAUGUUGGAAGAAAACGAGGAGGAGAAUGGGUAUUACCUGAUCUCGGACAAAAACUCCACGUGCUUCGGCGCCAACGUCAUAGACAACACCAUCAACGGUAAUUACACCUCCACCAAGACCAUCAUCCAACGCCAAGCCAUUCAGGAUUACCUGCCCCUCCUCAUAGCAACCUUAUGCGCCUUCCUUAUCGUUGUUGCCACCACACUAGCGGUAUUCAUUUUCCGGCAAGAAAUGAGAGUUUGGUUCCACUCCCGGUUCGGUAUCCGGCUCUUCUACCGUAGAACUGACAUCGAUCGGGAUGACAGAGACAAGUUGUUCGACGCUUUUGUUAGUUACAGCUCUAAGGAUGAGGCAUUUGUCGCCGAGGAGCUGGCGCCCAUUCUGGAGCAUGGCGACCCGCCAUACAAGCUGUGUCUCCAUUAUCGUGACUUCCCUGUGGGCGCCUUUAUAGCGGACACUAUCGUGCAGGCCGUGGAAUCGUCCCGGCGAACAAUCAUGGUUCUGUCGGAGAAUUUCAUCAAGUCUGAGUGGUGCCGGUUCGAGUUCAAAUCUGCGCAUCACCAAGUGUUGCGGGACCGAAGAAGGAGGCUUAUCCUCGUCCUCCUCGGGGAAGUGCCACAGAAAGACCUGGACCCCGACAUCCGGCUGUACCUGAAGACCAACACGUACCUCCAAUGGGGGGACAAAUUAUUCUGGGAAAAACUGAGGUUCGCUCUGCCAGAUGUUCCCAACAACCAGAGAACUUGUACUGCUACUCGUAAUAGCAACAACACGAACAACAGCAACCACCAUCACGUGGUGCAUCAUCACGUCCACCGUCACAACAACCACAACCACCCGAACAACACGUCUGGCUCGUCAAACACAACGAACACGACGCCCAGAUCCGUCGCCAUACACAUCUGAGUCAGUGAAUCAGUGUAACGGUGUUUGGUGCCAAACCAGAAAUGCUAGUGAUUUACAGAUCAAAUUAUUAUAUUAUAUAAUAGUGUGUAAAUAUGGUAUAAGUGUAAUUCAGUGAUCCGUUUCAAGCCGAGAUAUUUUUGUUGUGACCCAUAAGAGCGGCGAAUGUGUUAAAAUAAUUAAAAAAAAAAGCCUUGUAAAUACGAUUCCCAAGCUGAUCAAUAUAAACGCAGGUACAUAGAAUAUCAGUUUCAGCAUACAACUGUUGUACAUAAUGAUUCGGAGCAUUGUGCUGUGAACGAAAUAAUUUAUUGUAGUUUAUCUUCUUUUCUUUCUCGCUUUCUCCAAGAACUUUAUUGUAAUUAUUGCUUUGAUUAUGGUGCUAUUCUGCUUCCGCAUUUCAUCAGCCGUCCACUACGAGUGUAAGGUAAAACAAUUUCAUUGUUUUUUACAGAUAUGUAACACUACAGUAUAUUUGGUAACAAAGAAACACUUUCACAAUGUUACUUCCAUUUCUGUAAUUUCAAUAUUCACGCGUUCUGAGGAGAAGACAGCUAUUACGAUGAACAGUGAACAGUAGAAUAUUUUUUAUAUUUUUUGUAUUACUUUAUAAAGACACUAGUUUGCGAACUGGUUCAGAGUCGACGUGUGACAUAUGAAGUUUACUGUAAAUACAAAGUGCCUUGCUAUUGUGGGAUUAAAGCGGCCAAUAAAAUCCCGUCAUUAUUAUGAA
This is a messenger RNA of Cryptotermes secundus, 5131 nucleotides long. RefSeq names its product toll-like receptor Tollo (gene Tollo). Gene Ontology annotation, molecular function: protein binding. The transcript has a single exon. Lineage: Eukaryota; Metazoa; Arthropoda; Insecta; Blattodea; Kalotermitidae. The record is from RefSeq and is a predicted model, not a curated record. Bases 541 to 4401 code for a protein of 1286 amino acids. Gene Ontology annotation, biological process: signal transduction.